AUGUCCGCAGUCCCCAAUUCCGUUCCAGAGAACAACACCACCCUUGCCGCCGCCGACUCCUCCAAGGACCAGGCCCCCGCAACCAUCACCGACACCCCGCCUUUGGCGGAGACUCCUGCUCCCACCGAGGCCGCGCCCGUCAGCGAGGCCCCGGUGGAGUCUGCGGUCGUCGACGAGGCUCCGGCAACAACAGCUGCUGCUGCUGCUGCCGACGAGAAGGUCGAGGAGGUGUCCAAGGUCGAGCCCGCACCGGCCCCCGAGGUCGCUGAGCAGCCUGUUCCUGCCGUCGAGACUGCCAAAGCAGAGGAGACGCCCGAGGUAGAAUCCGCCAAAGCCGAAGAGACCAAGGCAGAUGCUACCCCGACCGCAGACGAGUCCGUCAAGGAGGAGGUGAGCAAGGUAGAGGAGACCCCUAAGGCAGAGGAGGCUCCCAAGCCAGAGGUCUCUGCCCAGGUGGAGGAGACCAAAGCAGAGGAGGCCCCCAAGCCCGAAGAAACUGCCAAGGUAGAGGAGACUCCAAAGGUGGAAGCGACAGAGGAAUCUUCCAAGCCUGAGGAGACUCCCAAGGUCGAAGAAACUCCAGCGGCAGAGGAGACUGCCAAGGUGGAAGCGGCAGAGGAGACUCCCAAAGUAGAGGAGACUCCCAAGGUAGAGGAGACUCCCAAGGUCGAAGAGACUCCAGCGACAGAGGAAGCUCCCAAGCCUGAGGAGGCGCCCAAGGUCGAGGAGGCUCCUAAGGUAGAAGCAACACAGGAGACUCCAGCAGCACAGGAGACUCCAGCAGCAGAGGAGGCUCCAGCGAUAGAGGAGACUCCCAAGCCCGAGGAGACUCCCAAGGUAGAAGCGACAGAGGAGACUCCAAAGGUGGAAGCGACGGAGGAAUCUCCCAAGAUCGAGGAGACCAAGCCAGAAGAGGCUCCAAAGGUGGAGGCGACAGAGGAAGCCCCCAAGCCUGAGGAGACUCCUAAGGCGGAAGCUGCAGAGGAGACUCUAGCGACAGAGGAGACUGCCAAGGUAGAAGCAACACAGGAGACUCCAGCAGCAGAGGAGACUCCAGCAGCAGAGGAGACUCCAGCAGCAGAGGAGACCCCAGCAGCAGAGGAGGCUCCAGCGACAGAGGAGACUCCCAAGCCCGAGGAGACUCCAAAGGUCGAGGAGACUCCAAAGGUCGAGGAGACUCCAGCGGCAGAGGAGACCCCAGCAGCAGAGGAGGCUCCAGCGACAGAGGAGACUCCCAAGCCCGAGGAGACUCCAAAGGUCGAGGAGACUCCAAAGGUCGAGGAGACUCCAGCGGCAGAGGAGGCUCCAAAGGAGGAGGCCAAGACAGAGGAGGCUCCUCAGGUUGCAGAGACUGUAAAGGCCGAGCCUGCAUCAGCGGCCGAGGUCGAUGAGAAGCCUACUCCCGUCACUGAGGAGACUGUCAAGGCAGAGGAGACAAAAGAGGAAGCGACUCCCAAGGAUGAGGAGACUCUUCAAGCUGAAGCAGCCCCUGCAUCAGAGGAGACACCGAUCGUUGAGGAGACUGUAAAAGCAGAGGAGGCACCAGUCGUUGAGGAGACUGUGAAAGCUGAAGACGCACCCAAGCCUGAAGAAGCUUCCAAGGUUGAAGAGACCAAGGAAGAAGAUACCCCCAAGGCUGAGGAGAUUGCGAAGCCUGAAGAAGCUCCAGUGGCCCAGGAGGUCGCACAGAGCGAGGAGGCUGAGGCCCCGAAGGCCGAGGUGCCAGAGGUGGCCAAGGAAGAAGUGACCCCAGCACCAGAAUCCAGCGCCGUUCCUGUGAAGGAAGAAGCUGCGGAAGAGGUCAAGGAGGAGAUCAAGACUGAUGAGGUUGCCAAAGAAGAACCCAAAGUCGAAGCAUCUACCGCUGCUGUCGAUGAAGUGCCUGUUCCUGAGAAGAGCAGCGAAGAGGAGGUCAAGCCUGCUCCCGAGGCGGCAGAGGCUGAAAAGCCAGUCGCCACCGAGACUCCAGAUGAGACACCGGCCGUUGGAGUGACUGCCGAGCAACCAGCUGCUGAAGUUCCAGAGGUAGCAGCACCUGAGAAGGAGGCUGUUCCAGAAGCAGAGGAAACUCCAGCCGAGACUCCAGCCCCUGAAGCUCCUGCAGCUGAGGAGACGGCCACCGAGAAGGUCGAGCCUACACCUGAAGUGAGCGAAAAGAAGGAGGAGGCAGCACCCGAGCCCGAGCCGGUGGCUACAGAGGAGGUCAAGGCUUCAGAAGAGACUGCAAGUGAAGCCAAACCAGCACAGACAGAGUCGGCUGCUGUGGAGACACAAGAAAUUCCUGAAACGAAAGAAGUUGCUGUCGAACAGGUUGUGGUAGCAGAGGCCCCGAAGGCUGAGGAGGAGGUCAGGCCUGAGGAGGAUUCAAAACCUGAAGAGACUUCUGAUAAAAAGGAAGAGCCCAAGCUGGAAGAGGUGUCUCAACCUGAGGAGGCCCCCAAGGUUGAAGCUUCGGAGGCUCCCGCAGCAGAGGAGGUGCCGAAGGCUGAAGAGAAGGUGGAUGACACAACAGUACAGGCUGCAGCGCAGCCAGAGGUUCAGGAUGAAGUAAAACCUGAAGAGACAUCCAAACCUGAGGAGACCACAGCAGAGGAGACACCCAAGCCUGCGGAAGAGGUCAAGCCCGCAGAGGUCAAGGCUGAGGAGAAGCUGGAUGACACAACAGUACAGGCUGAAGCGCAGCCAGAGGUUCAGGAUGAGGUAAAACCUGAAGAGACAUCCAAGCCCGCUGAGGAGGAUAAGCCUGCAGAGGAGACCAAGCCUGCAGAUGAGACCAAGCCUGCAGAGGAGACCAAGCCUGCAGAGGAGACCAAGCCUGCAGAGGAGGCCAAGGUUGAGGUCAAGUCGGACGACGCCGCCAAGGUCGAGGAGGACACCAAGCCUGAGGAAACAUCCAAACCUGAGGAAGUCAAGCCUGAAGAAGAGUCCAAGCCUGAAGAAGUCGUCAAGGCGGAAGACUCCAAGGCGGAAGUCGCCGCAGAGGAUGAGAAACCUGAAGAGGUUGGCAAGGUUGAGGAGGACUCCAAGCCUGAGAAGGCCACCAAGGUAGAGGAUACUUCCAAGCCCGAUGAACCACCCGUUGUGGCAGAGACCAUCCAGACAGAAGCUCACCAACCUGAAAAAGUUACAGAGACUGUCGAGGUUCCUAAGCCCGUGGAAGUAACCGGCACGGUGGAGGUGCCGGCCCCGGAGCCUUCCGUCGCUGCAGCGCCAGUUGUUGACGAAAAGGUGGAAGUGGCAGAGGACACUGCCAAGGAGGUGGAAAAGACUGUCAACGGGGUUGAAGCUGCUGCUGAAGCUCCAACCCCUGCUACAGAAGCCCCUGUCAUUGAAGUCCCCGCUGCGGAAGAAACAGCACCCCAGGUGGAAAGUGUAAUUGCGGUGGAAGAAACAGUCGUUGUACCGGUGAAAGAGGUCGACUCCAAGGAACAAAUUGUUGUAGGUGGGAUUGAGCACAAAGCACCAGUUGUCGCAGUGGCGGAUGUCUCAGAAGAUGCGGCUGCCUCUUAA
Clonostachys solani is the source of this 3510-nucleotide messenger RNA. Lineage: Eukaryota; Fungi; Ascomycota; Sordariomycetes; Hypocreales; Bionectriaceae. The record is from the annotation of a GenBank genome assembly.